AUGCCCAACGUGGCGCGCUGUCUCCCAGUCCGAGGCGUGUGGCCGCGCCGCCGCCGCGUCCGCGCCACGUGGCGCGACGAGUUCAUCCGGUUGCACUGCGCCGGCCGCAACUUCCGCGUGGGCCGCUCGGCCCACUCCCACCUCAUGCCUUCCGCCGCGCCCGCCGAGCGAACGUGCUGCCGCCUCGCCGUCUCCGACCGCCACCUCGCCGCCGGCUUCCUGAACGGCGCCGUGCAGCUCUUCGACGUCCCCGGCGGCCACCACCUCGCCUUCUACGAGUCCCACCCGCAGCACGACGGCCUCGGCCCCUUCUCCCGCGCCGUCUCCGGCCUCGUCUUCCUCGCCGACCCCGACCGCCUCGUCUUCGCCACGCACAGCGGGGAUGUUCACGUCGCCGACGUGGCGGAACCCGUGUCCCGCUCCGAGCGCCGGGCCUGCACCGGCAACGUCAUCGACGACGGCACGAUGGUCGACUUCACGGGCAACGAGCGGUGGUGGGUCGGCCUUUUCGCGGGUGUGCCGGGCCGGGCGUGGCACGUGUGGGACGUCGGCUCAGAGCAACUGGUGUACGUGGGCGGCAUGCUGACCGACCCGGAUGCCUUGCUGGGCUGGCGCAUGCUGACCCACUUAGGCGGGCCGGUGGUGGGUCGUGCCCGGAUGCCCUGGCCUGCCACAGUUGUUGGAUGCACCAGUUCAAGAAUUCAGGUCAUAAAUCUGGAAGAAGACCCGCCGACGGUCGCGAACGAGCUCGAGCUCAACGUCGUCCACCACGGGGCGUCCGCGGAUGCGUGCGAGGGCCGGAUGCUCACGGUGGACGAGAACGGGACGGGGAGAGUGCACGGGGUGCCGGCGCUGGAGGAGGUGUGCGCAUUCAACGUGCUGCACGGCGGGGCCCUGCACCACGCGGUGGGGUGCAUGAACUGGGGCUACGCGAUUCUCGGCGUAUCCGGGCGAGUUCGCGUUUGGGACGCAUUCACCGGGGAGUUCUUGUACAGCUUCAGGGAGAGGUUGGGGAUAAGCGUAGUGGCCGCGAAUGAUUCCUACGUGGCGGGGUGGGACCGCACCUCAGGAUUGCACCUGUGGGACUUCGGCGCCGUUUAGCCGGUCACAGUCGCGCCGGUGCUAACGUGCGCUGAUCCAGCUUCCAACUUCCAAGAAUGUCUGUAAGGCGCGCAUUUUCUUAUUUAUUUUCGGCCACGAGAAGCGAGU
This is a messenger RNA of Ananas comosus (pineapple), 1209 nucleotides long. RefSeq names its product transcriptional regulator STERILE APETALA. The coding region runs from base 1 to 1101 and encodes 366 amino acids. Gene Ontology annotation, cellular component: preribosome, large subunit precursor. The transcript has 2 exons. The record is from RefSeq and is a predicted model, not a curated record. NCBI's taxonomy places the organism in Eukaryota, Viridiplantae, Streptophyta, Magnoliopsida, Poales, Bromeliaceae. Gene Ontology annotation, molecular function: protein binding.